Molecule: messenger RNA, 1684 nt
Organism: Microplitis mediator
Lineage: Eukaryota; Metazoa; Arthropoda; Insecta; Hymenoptera; Braconidae
Product: spermine oxidase-like
Exons: 9
Coding region: 42-1589 (515 amino acids)
Molecular function (GO): polyamine oxidase activity
Source: RefSeq, a predicted model, not a curated record
CGUUCGUAACGUCAUAUUCUGACAAUUGCUUCUGUGUAACGAUGAGAAUAUCACUUUUAUUUUAUAUUUAUCUCAUAGACUGUGUGACGUCUUCUGCAGAAAACUCUCCAAGAAUAAUAAUUGUUGGUUCAGGUGCAUCUGGUAUUGCAGCAGCUUCAAGACUUCUGCUAAAUGGAUUUUCUGAUAUCACUAUUUUUGAAGCGGAACAUCGAAUUGGCGGGAGAAUUUUUUCUACAAAAAUCGGUGAAUAUAUAGUCGACAUAGGAGCCGAGUGGGUUCAUGGAGAAAAAAAUAAUGCGGCAUUUAGAUUAGCGUGGCCGUUGGAUCUUCUUGAAAAAUCUACUGAACAUAAAGGUUUUAACUGGACAAAUAAAAUUUUUGGAUCAUCAGGGCACAUAAUACCUGAAGAAAUAGCAACUCCGCUAUUACUUCAUGUUGAUGAUGAGAAAAAAGAUGAGUUCGUAGAUAUAAACAAAUUAAAAACUGGCUCAUUUGGCGAAUUAGUAGAAAUUCAAUUCAAUCGUUACUUCAAAAAACAUCCAGAAAUAACUCCUGAUCUUCAUAAGCCAUUGUUACAUUUAUUAGAUAUGUUAACAAUGAUAUCAAGUGCUGGAAAAACCUGGCAUGAAAUUUCAUCAAAAGGUCCAAAAGAUUACGACUACUCGGAAGGUGAUCAACUAAUUAAUUGGAAAGAACGAAGUUACUCUACUAUUUUAGAUAUACUUAUGAAAAAAUAUCCAAAUCCAGAAGAAGAGCUUCCAGUAAAAAAUGCAACUAAAUUACAUACCAAAGUUACUGAAAUAAAAUUGAAUAAAAACCAUCCUGUUGUCAAAGUGACAACUGCUGAUGGGUGUGAAUAUUUUGCUGACCACGUCAUAGUAACAGUAUCUUUAGGUGUACUCCAAAAACAUUGUGAUAAAUUAUUCAGUCCGCCCCUGCCUAAAACAAAACUAAAUGCAAUUAAAAAUUAUUCUUUUGGGCAUACAGCUAAAAUAAUUCUUUAUUAUGAUAAUCCUUGGUGGUUAGAUGAUCCAGUUUAUAGCAGAGCUAUUUACUGGACUGAAGAAGACAGACGCGAAAUUGAAAAUGACCCGCAAAAAAGGUGGAUGCUGGGAAUUUCUGAAGGAGAGAGAGUCGAAUACAGGCCGAAAUUAAUUCUUUUCUGGGUAACUGGGCCGUAUGUAACUGAGAUGGAGUUGAUUCCUGAAGAAUUGUUUCGACAACAAGUAAAACAAUUUAUUAAAAAAUUUUUUGGAAAAACCUAUAAGCUUACAGAGCCGGCGAUAGUAAAGAGGAGUCUUUGGAAUUCCAAUGAAAAUUUUUUAGGAACUUACAGCUUCCGCGGGCUACAAGCUGAUGCCGCUGAUGUUCAUAUUGAAGAUUUGGCUGAACCAGUUGUACAAUACAAUAAACCUGUACUGCAGUUCGCUGGUGAAGUUACCUCUCAUAAGUAUAGUACAGUUCACGGAGCGAUUGAAUCCGGAUGGCGUGAAGCUAAUCGCAUAAUAAAGUAUUAUAGUAAAAAAAAAAUAAUUAUUAAAAAAUUCGUACUCUAUAAAUUAUGGGAACCUGUUCUCAUUGUUUUGUAAUUUACUUCACCGCAUACUUUAUUGAAUCUAUGAUGAAAAGUACAAUUUCUAUAGAGAAUAGAACCAGCUUGAGUUAUUCCUUAAGUAUCUUGAGA